GCACCACCCGCAAACGUCGGUCGGUCCUGGGGAGAGCUCAUGGUGCCCAAAGCUGAACCCGCGAUAGGCGGAGAGGAAGAGAGAAGGCGGCUGAGCUAGCCGGGGUGAAAAGAGGCGUCGGGACUUUGGUUCGCUCAGGUGCUCAGAUCAUUAUAUUCAUUACAAACAGGAACCAGGAUAGGAGAGUGGAAGGACGGCUAUGAGUAGUCCCAGUGCCAAGCCAACCUGUCUGUCACAGCCUGUGGUGAAGAGUGUGAUGGUAUAUCGCAAUGGAGACCCUUUCUUUCCUGGGCGCCGUGUUGUUAUCCAUGAGAAGAAGGUGUCUAGUUUCGAUGUCUUUCUAAAAGAAGUGACAGGUGGGGUGAAUGCUUCUUUUGGGGCUGUGCGGAAUAUUUAUACACCCCGUGGUGGGCAUCGCAUCCGGCAGCUAGAUGAGAUUCAAAGCGGAGAGCACUAUGUUGCUGGUGGCAGAGAAGCCUUCAAAAAACUAAAUUACUUGGAUAUUGGAGAACCAAAGAAACGACCUGUGGAAAUUAAUAAUGAGUUAGCUCUGGAAGAUGUGAAGCCAGUUACCCACAGCAGAAUCAAUGUGUCUGCACGCUUUCGAAAACCACUUCAGGAGCCAUGCACUGUAUUCCUGAUUGCUAAUGGUGAUCUCAUAAACCCAGCAGUGCGUCUUUUCAUCCCAAGGAAAGCACUAAAUCAGUGGGAUCGUGUUCUUGAAAUGGUUACUGAAAAAGUUACGCUCAGAAGUGGAGCUGUGCACAGGCUUUACACUUUAGAUGGAAAACCUGUUGAAAGUGGGUUGGAUUUGGAAAAUGGGCAGUUUUAUGUAGCAGUUGGCAGAGAUAAGUUUAAGAAAUUGCCAUAUGGUGAACUAUUGUUCAGCAAGUCCACGGUGAAGAGAUCUUAUGGCUCGAAGUCAUCCUCAUUACCACCUAUUGGUGGAUCUGGAAAAUCAAAAGGGAGUUCAAAAUCUACUGACACAGGGGACACAGUGUCUUCUCCUCAACCUCCAAAGAGAAAGGAGAAGAUUGGAUACAAUCAAGAGUCUAAAAAACCUACAAAAUCAAAAGAAAAUGCAAAAACUGUGACCAAAUCUUACGUUUUUCCUGAUAAUGAUGAUGGUGUUUACAAAGCUGGAAAAAAGCGAUCUGAAAUGCGAGGGGCAGCAGAAGUCCAGGAAGAUGAAGACACUCAAACUGAGGUCCCAGUUGACCAGCGGCCAGCAGAAACUGUUGAUGAGGAAGAAAAUGUAGCACCAGAACAUAAAGCUUUGAACCAAGGAGAAUAUUCAGCAAUGAAUGGAGAUGCUGAUCAGAGGGGAGAAACUGGGGAGGCUAUCAAUGGAAUGGAGGAAGACAAAGAGAAACAGAAUGACCAUUAUGAAGAUGAAUUACAAGGGCAGAACCUUGACCAAGCAGGACAAGAAGAGUCUAACAGCCACAUGAAUGGUAACACAAAUGAAGAAAAUGGUGAGGAAAUGGAUCCCAGUAGUCAUCCAGAAGAAACAAAAGAAGGUAUUGAUGAUCAAAUCCAGGUUGAUUCCAAUUAUGAAAAAAUCCCAGCUCCAAGAGUCACCAUCACCAGUCCACAAGAAAGUGAGAAAACUGAGCAAACCAAUGACUAUGCAGCAGUAGCAUAGGCAUAUUUUAAAAGAUAUAAGUUAUCAGAAAAUGAAGAAUUUUAUGUUUGGAACAAAGGGCAUCAUUUUCUGUGUUUGAUUUAAAAAAUGGACAUUCAUUAGAAAGAAGUUUAAAUUGUAAAUACAGAAACGGGUUUUCCCCUGAGAAAAAAUUUAAGGGAAAAUAUAUAUUAAUAAAUAGGGUCAUUAUGGAACAUUAAAUAUUGAAACAUUAGCCCUAGCUCACAAGAAAGAUAGGUAAAAAACAGGACUAAAAGAGCUAAAUAAUAUUUUUGUGUCUUUUAAAAAGAUGUUAAACAUUUUUAAGGUGAUUUAAUCUCUAUUUAUAUAAGCUGCAGUGUAGUUAGGAGCCUGAUUCUUUGUGAUAUGGUGAAUAUUUCAGCAGUAAAGACUACAUUAGACCUGACCCAUAACCUUAAUUGACCUCUGCUGUAUUUAAGGGCCUUUUCUAUUACACUCAUUUUAUAUUUACCUGUGGAUCUGCUUUCCCCACUGAAACUGAUGGGAAAACCAUUGCAUAGAUAAGGUGUACCAUAUACUGAUUGGAACCUUCAUGUCUGGAAUGAAUUGCUGAAUCAGUUGGCAGAAUGUGGUCACAAGUUGAAGUAUGUUUAUUUGAUCAGUUAAUUGUUCUAAAAAUAGAAAUUCUACUUCAUGCACCUUAAUUGUCGUAUCCUGUGUGCAGUUACAUUAUAGUGAAUUCCGAUGGUUGAAUGCAGAUUAUUUACGAGUAAAUAUACUUAUGAGUUCAUCCAACAUUUCUUUGUUCUGUGCAGGCUAUGCUUGUUUAAGUCAAAGAUUCUGCCAAUGGGCUGGCCACGAGGAACAAUUUGAAUAAUCACAGCAAGUUGCUAUAUAAACUUACCCUUGAUGUCCAUUUUUUUAAACCCAGGGCACUUAACCAAUCACAAUAUUAUGGUUUGGUAAUAUUUAUUUUUUUUUUUUUUAAAAACACGUUAUUUUAAAAAUAACUUCAGCUUGCAAAUCAUGUUCCCUUUGGCUUAAACUUCAGCUCAUGAAAAACUGGUAUUUUCAAAUAUGGGGAAAAAAUUGAUAGUUUGUAUAUAGCUCCACUUAUGCUGGAUUCACAGACUCCAGAAAGAAGCUUAGUUUUUAACUCUUAUGGGAAUUAAUGCUCACUAAGGCCAUAUAUUUGUUUUAUGUGAGAUCUGUAACUCUUACUAGUUUUAAUUUUUGCUUAUAGCCCUUGUUUAAGCCAUUUUUUAUUAUAUAGGUUGAAUCUUUAUUUUAAGUUGGUAUGUUGAGCUUGUUCUAUAUAAAUAAUUUGACCACCUUAAAAUAUCUUUGGGUUGAUAUUAUUUUUUCUUGUUGUUGUUGUUGUUAUAUAUGAAUAUCUGAACAUGCUUUAACAUGCAAUCCUGUGGCUGAUCUAUAGACAGCUAGUUUUAAUUUUCCUCAUUUUGCUAUCUUGCCUAUUCUGAUAACAGCAGAAUAUAAAUAAUGUGUUUACGCUAAAUAGUUAUGCUGUUGUAGUUAUGGCAAAUAGCACAGUUAGCUAAUGUCACUUUAGUCCGAAGGAAUGUAACUCAAUUCAAAAUGUGUUUAUUCCAGUUCAGUAUGGGUUCUUAGAAAUUAGUUUUAUCUCCAAACGGAUGUGACCCUGAAUAAGGGCUAUCUGAAGAUCCUUAAACCUCUGUUUUCAGUGAUUAGAAGUAAUCAUUUAUUCAUUACAUACUGAUGUUUCAAAUAUGAUUAAUAGAUCUUUGAAAAUAAUUCUUGUCCUAUCAGAUUCUGGAUAUAUUUUGUACUAAUUUGCACACUGCUUUGGUUGUUUGUACAUAAGAUGGAUAAAUGGAUGCAGCAUAUUAAAACAUCACUAUUUUAAAUAUAUAUUUUAAAGAAAAUAUACUUUUGGAAGCAAAUAUAUAUAAAUACUAUAUUGUAAGUUUUGUCAAACAUAUUUAAUGAAGCAUUAUAAGUAAAAUUAUAUGCCCUGAUUCUAUUUGAUGCCUUUUUCCUGUAUUGAUGAUAGUUUCUUUUUCCAGAGGAAUCUGAAAUGUGAUGAUUAACUGAAAAUAAAGAUUUAGUA
Molecule: messenger RNA, 3695 nt
Organism: Candoia aspera
Lineage: Eukaryota; Metazoa; Chordata; Lepidosauria; Squamata; Candoiidae
Gene: DCDC2
Product: doublecortin domain containing 2
Exons: 12
Coding region: 200-1645 (481 amino acids)
Biological process (GO): neuron migration; regulation of cilium assembly; intracellular signal transduction
Cellular component (GO): microtubule; microtubule organizing center; axoneme
Source: RefSeq, a predicted model, not a curated record